Molecule: messenger RNA, 2319 nt
Organism: Penicillium brasilianum
Lineage: Eukaryota; Fungi; Ascomycota; Eurotiomycetes; Eurotiales; Aspergillaceae
Source: the annotation of a GenBank genome assembly
AGCCGCAGGCGAGCUGUUCUUCUCUCAAAGGAAACGAUGCUUUCAACGCUCGCGGGCGAUUGACAGCUUUCCAAUCUUCGAACUCCCAGCAUGGUCCCUCGUCGCCGCUUUAGCCGCCGGUUCGCUGCCUUAGCGGCCAUCCUCGCCCUCCUCUUCCUAUACCACAUCUUCUCGCUCCACUCCGACCUCCAACCCCGACGUCAAUCACCCGCCCCGAACAGCGCUGGCCGCGCCGACCCCGAUAUUACCGGCGAACCCGCUCCGGUGUGUCCCCCGCUUCCGGGCAUCGAGGAUGUCCUGGUCGUCAUGAAGACGGGCGUGACCGAGGCCAAGGAUAAGGUCCCGGUCCACUUCCAGAGCACGUUGCGCUGUAUCCCGCACUAUGUCAUCUACUCCGAUUUUGAGGAGGAGAUUGACGGCGUCAAGAUCCAUGACGUGCUGCGCAGUAUGGAUCCGGAGGUUACGCAGCAGAUCCCCGACUUUGACAUCUACAAUCGCAUCAAGCAGUUCGGGCGCAAGGGUUUGGAGCAGGACGAUUUCGCAGACGAGGCCAAUUCCGCAAUUGGCAAACCAAACAAUCCAGGCUGGAAACUGGAUAAAUGGAAGUUCUUGCCGAUGGCGCAAGAGGCAUUGCGCUACAAGCCCAAGGCCAAGUGGUUCGUCUUCAUGGAGGCAGACACUUACGUCUCGUGGCCGACUCUCCUAGCCUGGCUCGGUCACUUUGAUCACAAGCAAUCGUGGUAUCUGGGCACGGAGACCCAAAUCGCAGACGUCAUCUUCGCCCACGGCGGCUCGGGCUUCAUGCUCUCGAAUCCAGCCCUGAAACUCGCUUCGAACGAAUACGCCGCUCGUCGCACCGAGCUUCACCACUAUACAAACGAGCACUGGGCCGGCGACUGUGUCCUAGGCAAGGUUCUUGCUGACGCCGGCGUCAACUUGCACUUCUCCUGGCCGAUCUUACAAAACUCCAACUUGGGCGAACUAGACGAAUUCACGACAGAACUAUACCGACACCCAUGGUGCUUCUUAGCAGUGGCAUUCCACCAUCUCAACGCACGCCAGAUCCAAGACCUCUGGAACUUUGAACAAAAGCGCUGGCACGAUAAAAAUAAGCGCAUCCUCCUCCACAGCGACGUCUUCCGCGAAUACCUCUUCCCCGAAAUCGCCGCACACCCUACAAAACCCGAUUGGGACAACCUAGCCGCCGAUGCACAACCGUUCGCAUCCUCCUACGACGACUGCCGCGACGUCUGCGAACUGCAGAAAGAAUGUGUACAAUUCUCCUUCCGCGAUAAUACCUGCUUCACCAGCUCGAAUCCACGAUUGGGUUCGGCGAAUCCCGCCGCCUCGUCUGGUUGGUUGAUGAGCCGGAUUCAUGAGAAGAUGGAAGCAAGUGGAAUAUGCAAGGCACCCGAGUUUGGGGAAUAGACACCAUCACAAGUACUUGUGAAAUAUGGUAUUUUUUUGCGUUUGGGUUUGUUGGUUUCUGUAUCACAGCCUUGUUAUGAAGUCUUUUUAUGAUUGGUGCAUUUGCAGUGGGUUGGUCUUGGUAGGGGCGUAUAUCUAUAUGCAUGGCGUCAGCACCGGGGUUUCUUUUCAUUCUCGUGCUGUCUUUUCUAUAUUUUAUUACUUUUCCUUGGUGUCUUUUUUGUUCGGCCGAGGGAUGUUUCGGUGAGCGCCAUCUCGAACCUUGCCCUUUGAAAUUCUUGAUGACUUGAGCAAGUUGUGAUAACUGGCUUGCCCUUGCAACUAUUUUCCUGUUCAAUUAUGUCGCCCAUGAAUGGAGGCGUUCAAAAUAGCUCCCAUCAAAGGCGAUGUAAAAGGCGCCUACAAUUGAAGGUCAAAAAUAUCGACUCAAAACAAAAUCAUAUAACGACUUGCGCCGGCCAAAUGAAGGAUAGCAGUAUGCACUAGGCGUGCACUAAUAAUAGACCACAGGAAGAAUAUGCCGUACGGCCUAAUCUGUACAAAUAGCACCCUGGCACAUCGGCUGACCCCUCACAACACUGGGCUAUUUGGAUCCUCCAGACACUGAUCAACUCGCAUGACAUUGAGCCCAAGACCCUUGACAUGCCGAAUAAAAUGCCGGAGGUAUCCAACUGUGAUAGGAUUGAGGUAGUGCAUCACAGCCAGAUUGCCACCUCGAGCAACAUCACGGUAGAAUGCAUCGAGUUGUCGCUCCGGCGUCGUGGUAUUCUCCCACAGCCAGUCUUCCACAUCAACGCUCCAAUUCACAAUAUAAGGGUCGUCGAUGUGCUGUGCCAGCUGUUGACGAAGACGAGCACCGACGGUACCGAAGGGCGGGCGGAAGUAUCGUGC